AGCGCGCACCGUCCUCAACCGACACAAGAAGCACCCUCAAGACCGACAAUGGGCUCGACGAGAUUGUACAGCAAGGGCCGCAUCCUUGGGCACAAGCGCGCCAAGCGCAACACUCGCCCGAACACCUCCUUGCUCCAGAUUGAGGGUGUGGCGACGAAGGAGGACGCACAGUUCUACCUCGGCAAGCGGGUUGCCUACGUCUACAAGGCGAAGCGCGAGGUUCAGGGCUCGAAGAUUCGGGUAAUCUGGGGGCGUGUCACCCGUCCACACGGCAACUCUGGUGUUGUCAAGUCAAAAUUCCGCGUCAACCUCCCGCCCCGUGCGUUCGGUGCUAGCGUCCGGGUGAUGCUCUACCCCUCCACGAUCUAGAUCGCUUGUACACUGCGAUCACGCCCAUGUCCCUACAGCUGUAUGGCAAUAUGAUAUGCCCUAUGCGCGCGUCUAAGCCCAUUUUUUCCAUCUGCAACCCGUUCAGUGUGAUCGUCCCAUAAAAUUGGCGAAAGUCAUUGCGAGGUUGGGUUCUGAAAGCCUGAAUAUGAGACCUGACACGAGGCGCCCCGUAGGCUCUGCCCUCCAUUCACUUGUCUCUGUACGAGAGAGCCAUGUCCUAUCACGCUUCACUUCAAAUCACUUCCCGCCGAAGUGCCUUAGGUGCACCCAUA
Messenger RNA from Schizophyllum commune H4-8, 662 nucleotides. Its product is annotated as 60S ribosomal protein L33. The record is from RefSeq and is a predicted model, not a curated record. Gene Ontology annotation, molecular function: structural constituent of ribosome. Gene Ontology annotation, cellular component: cytosolic large ribosomal subunit; ribosome. NCBI's taxonomy places the organism in Eukaryota, Fungi, Basidiomycota, Agaricomycetes, Agaricales, Schizophyllaceae. Gene Ontology annotation, biological process: cytoplasmic translation; ribosomal large subunit biogenesis. The coding region runs from base 49 to 369 and encodes 106 amino acids. The transcript has 5 exons.